This is a messenger RNA of Mucor mucedo, 1444 nucleotides long. RefSeq names its product Septin-type guanine nucleotide-binding (G) domain-containing protein. Lineage: Eukaryota; Fungi; Mucoromycota; Mucoromycetes; Mucorales; Mucoraceae. Gene Ontology annotation, biological process: cytoskeleton-dependent cytokinesis. Gene Ontology annotation, cellular component: septin ring; microtubule cytoskeleton; septin complex. The transcript has 6 exons. Gene Ontology annotation, molecular function: molecular adaptor activity; GTP binding; GTPase activity. The record is from RefSeq and is a predicted model, not a curated record. The coding region runs from base 284 to 1285 and encodes 333 amino acids.
UUCCGACAUGUAUUCAUUGUGACUUUAGUUGUAAUCACACUGCUUAUUUUUCUUAUUUCCGAAUCUUUCUUUUUUUUUUUUUUUAUCAUUGACACAGACACUUUUGAGGGUUGAUAUCUUUUGUCUGAGGGUGGCGGGGUCAUUUUACCUUAUUCCUCGUUAUGGUAUAAAGACAGGUGUUGACUUUUAUCAUCCCACGUGCGAUUCGUCUUAUUUUGUAUCACCUCCCCAUCUAUUAAUCCCCACCCAGCUACACUUAUAUUCAUCUUUUUCAUUUAACACCAUGUCCACAUCAACAAUGUCAACCCCUACUUCAGAGCAAAACGUCAACCUCUCUCCUCACCAGACUCUCUUGAACAGCUAUGUUGGUUUCGACACCAUCACCCAGCAGAUCGAGAAAAAGUUGCUGAAAAAGGGUUUCCAAUUCAACGUCAUGGUUGUAGGUCAAUCCGGCCUUGGUAAAUCAACAUUGGUCAACACCAUCUUUGCCUCUCACUUGAUUGACAGCAAAGGUCGUUUAGACGCUUCUGAGACCACCCGUCAAACCACAGAAAUCGAAGCCGUCGCUCACACUAUCGAGGAAAAUGGUGUGCGUUUAAGCUUGAAUAUCGUGGAUACACCUGGUUAUGGCGAUCAAGUCAACAAUGACAACUGUUGGGAGCCUAUUAUUAAAUACAUCAAGGAUCAACAUUCUGCGUAUCUCCGUAAAGAAUUAACCGCAAGACGUGAACGUUAUAUUAUUGACACACGUAUUCAUUGUUGUCUCUUCUUUAUCACACCUUCUGGUCACUCUCUUAAGCCCAUUGAUAUUGUUGUACUUAAGAAGCUUUCUGAAGUUGUCAAUGUCGUACCUGUCAUUGCCAAAUCCGACUCGCUUACUACUGAAGAACGUGACGCUUUUAAGCAAAGAAUCAAGGCUGAGCUUGUAUUCCACAAUAUCAGAUUAUACCCUUAUGAAAGUGAAGAGGAUGAGGAACAAGAAAAGGCAUUGAACGAAACCAUUUUUGAGCUUGUUCCUUUUGCCAUUGUAGGUUCCGAGAGAAAUGUGGUGAUUGACGGUAAAGCAGUACGUGGAAGAAAGACACGUUGGGGAGCUAUUAAUGUGGAAGAUCCCAACCAUUGUGAAUUUAUUCAUUUGCGUAAUUUCUUGACAAGAACUCACUUACAAGACUUGAUUGAGACUACCGCCAUGAUUCAUUAUGAGACUUUCCGUGCAAAGCAAUUGAUGGCCAUUAAAGAAUCCACUCAAAUUCAACACAAUAAGCCUGAAUCAUCAGAGGAUUAAAGUAAUUCACUAAUACACAAAUAUUUACUUAAUCUUUUUUUUUUAUCAUGUACUUUCUACACAAACACGCACACACACGCACACACACACACACACACAUACACACCUAUAAUAAUUUUUUAUUUUUUUAAUAAUAAAGAAAAUUGCUUAAAAUGGAAA